This is a messenger RNA of Trichoderma virens Gv29-8, 1637 nucleotides long. RefSeq lists its product as uncharacterized. The record is from RefSeq and is a predicted model, not a curated record. Lineage: Eukaryota; Fungi; Ascomycota; Sordariomycetes; Hypocreales; Hypocreaceae. The coding region runs from base 449 to 1174 and encodes 241 amino acids. The transcript has a single exon.
ACCAACAAACGGGAAAAAAAAGACGAGACAGGGAAUGAGGCGGGACAGCUUCUUUUUUUCUCGCUGGUUCAAAAAAUGUCCUGCUGAGACACACAGACAACAAGCCUCAAACCCCUGAAAGCGACAUGAUGCACACGCCAUCGUCAUCCUACUGAGGGCCCUCGUUGCAUUGCAUUGCGCUCUUUCGUCCUCGCUAUCUAUUCGUCUGUCCCAUCUCCAGCUUCUACACCGUACCCGAUCUUUGCUGUCUUCCUCCUGCUUGGGCUCUCAGCUCAGAGUCCAACGACAGCAAAAAAAGCACAGACGCAUCCGCCUCUUCUUCCUCCGCUCUCUCCUCCUCGCUUUCCCUCUCUCUUUCGAUCUCUCAGCAGCAAGCUGGAUUCUUAACGUAUCCCGUCCAGUUAGCGUCUCCAUCUAGGGAUCCAGAAACGGCACGCAGAGACAAAACAUGCCGGCUCUACCGCUUCUUUCACGGCGGCUAGUAGACGAGCUCGCAACCAGAACUAGCCAUGGCGAUGCCGCCUCCCUCGUGGCUCGACAGCAGGGCUCCGCCGAGACCACCUUCGUCGUCAUCCCCGAUUCAUACGGCUCCCUCCACGACUCCCUCACUCCAGGCGCCAUCGUCGGCAUCGUCAUCGCCUCGGUCGUUGGCUUCAUCUUGCUGCUGCUAGUCAUAUACACGAUUCUGGGCUUUGGCCCCGUCUCCACGCUCGUCCGCACGGCAGAGGUCACUGAGUCCAAGUCGUACGUCUCCCGCAGCAUGCUGAGCUCCGCCCGCCCAAAGAGCGAAAAGCCCAAGAAGAAGGUCCCUUCGAUGCACGGCGCAAGGGUGCUCUCGAUCCGCCGCGAGCGCACCACGAGGACGUCCAAACGCAGGAGCGAGAGGAGAGGAAAGGAGCCCGUCAUAGUAGAGCCUGCGCAGAGGAAGAGGGAGCCGUCGCCGCUGACUACGAUUUCUUCGUCGUCUGGAGCCGGACCGGCACCCAGGAGGGAUCCUCUUCCUUCGGACUACGAUGAGGAGAACGAGGUGGUUGUCAUUGAGGAAACCACUCCCUCCUCAAGGCGGCAUAGCCGAAAGGCCGGCCCAUCGAGGGACGCGGAUGGUCGGGGCAGGAGAUCGAGCAGCCGACGGUCCAGCUACAGCGAAUACGACGACAGGAGAUACCGCCGCUAAGCUGCUGGACGACUGCAUGCCUAUUGAUUCCUGUUUUUGUCCCUUUUUUGUUAUAUAUUUCCUUUUUUGCCUUUUUGUUCCAUUUUGGCUAUCGAAUCUUGCUUCUCUUUUUGCAGUUCCAAGGUCACAACUGCUGCAAAGUUUGAGAGUACAUUGAUUUGAUACCAGAGAACAUGGCUCUCACAUGCGAGGGCAGCUAAAUGCACGUUUUUGGCCGAUUGCAAAGAGAGGCAAGCAAGCAAUGCGUAAUGAUGCGAUGUUGGCGUUGGAAUCUCUCUCUUUUUCUUCUUUUUUUUUUAGACAAUCAUACUUACAAUGCCAGUACAUAACGACGAAGGAUGAAUGAAUAAUGGAUAGCUCUGGGAAGAGUGAUGAAGUCAAAGAGAUGAACAAUCUAUAAACUACCUACCUAGUAGCCACUACCCUGCAGCUAGAUGUACAAUAAAGACUGUAUUUAUCUCUG